Molecule: messenger RNA, 1481 nt
Organism: Linum trigynum
Lineage: Eukaryota; Viridiplantae; Streptophyta; Magnoliopsida; Malpighiales; Linaceae
Source: the annotation of a GenBank genome assembly
GACUACUUAGUAAGGGAGGAGGAAAUGUAUGGCAAUUUAAGGUCGGAUCGGGAAAGAAUUCAGUAUUUGAGAAACCGUAUUAUAUUAAAGGUUUGAUCGAAAAUAUUGUCAAUUAGAACUUAAAUCAAUAAACAAUAUUAUCGUAUGAAGCAGUUAAAUUUCAGUUAAACUAAAAUUUCACCAAAAAUACAUUUUCGGUUUUACGAUAUUAAAGAAGCCAUCGGAGCAGGAAAGCGGCGGCGGCGAUUCCUCUGCCCGGCGGCGGACAGAGAGCACGCUGGAUUAGACUUCCUUGACGGGAGAGGACAGCCCGGUAUUCUUGCAAGCCCAAUGGGCUGAAGAAGAGCCCAAUAAGAAACGCAUUUUGUCCAAGGAGCUGAAGAGCACAAGUUGGGCCCAACAGCUUCAAGCAUCAGCAAUACGACGUCGAUUCUAUCUCCAACCGACCCUUUGAAGUUCUAGUGCCUCCUUUGCCAUCGAUCGUCUAGCAUUAGGGUUGUAUCUUUCGCGGCGGCGCUAAAUCCCACACAAAGCCGGCCAACCAAGUUCCGAGAGAGAAGUAGAAGAGAGAAAAAUGGGUGGCAAGUGUCCCAGCAGGAAGGUGAAGAAGAGAAGGUUCUCUCACAAGCAGGCUCGCCGCACCAAAUUCGAACUCAUGGGGGACGACGCGGUCUACGACCAGUUGCAGAAGCCCGACGGCGUUAGGAAACCGAUGCCCUUCGACGAGGAUUUGCCCGGCAUGGGCCAGCACUACUGCUUGCACUGCGACCGAUUCUUCGCAAACGUGACUGUGAGAGACGAGCAUUUCAAGACCAAGAAGCAUAGGAGACGGGUGAAGAUGUUGAAUGGACCUAAACCUCACACUCAACUUGAUGCCGAGUUAGCAGGUGGGAUGGGGAUGCCAGACAACGGCCCGAAGCUUAUGUCAAUGUGAACCUAAAAGAUUUAGUUCCUUCUCUUUACCUCGCAGCUUCCCUUUCUGUAGGAUUCGUUUUGAGUUAGCAACUUAAAAGGUCAUCUCUUAACUUGUGUGACACUGCCCUAUAGUGUUUCUCCUGCUACUGCAUCAAUACAAAUGGCAAUUAGCUACCAUUCUAAGUACCAAGUCAAUUGCGAAUCGACUACCUUCGCCUCGCCUCUUGCAAUUGCAUGCUUGUUUCCUUCAUGUUGCCUUAUUCAUGGUUGUAUCAAUGUCGUUGUCUUGUUCUGUAUUCAAUUCAAUUGAAUGGUGUGGUUUAGCCCCUGUGUCUUCUCUGCCAGCUACAGUUGUUUUGUUGUUCAUGAUUCAACAAUCCCUGGAGAACUUGAUGUAAAACAAUCAUAUCUCCCUCCUUAUCAUGCCUGCGUGAGCCUGCCUAUUAUCGGGCUGAAGCCUGUGGUCGCAAGAACUGCUGAAACAGGAAUACAGGGUGGACCAUCUCCCUUGUCCUAAUCAAUGGCUCCUGACCUCCAUGGUGGAACACUAAACAAUCAUGAGAUGC